UCACCACCUGAAACAACGAACGGUAGAGGAUCAAUUGCUAUUUAGACGAAUCUGUGAGGAACCCUAAGCACGAAGAAGACCUCUCUGCGCCGGAUCUCCUGCGGAUCGGAAUACCAGAAGGAGCGAAAGCGGGAGAGCUGCCUCUCCUUCCGCGGUGAGCACUUCGCGUCAUAGAGGACAACGAGCGGAAGCUGUAGCUGAGAAGAUGGAUCGGUACCAGAGGGUGGAGAAACCGAAGGAACAAACCCCGAUCAAUGAGAAUGAGAUCCGUAUUACGACUCAAGGGAGGAUGCGCAACUAUAUCACGUACUCUACCAGCCUGCUUCAGGAAAAAGGUUCGAAUGAGAUUGUUUUCAAGGCAAUGGGGCGGGCUAUUAAUAAGGCUAUUACGAUUGUAGAACUGAUCAAGAGAAGAAUAGUUGGUCUCCAUCAAAAUAUGACUAUUGGCUCUACUGACAUAACUGAUACAUGGGAACCCUUAGAGGAAGGCUUACUACCGCUGGAGACUACUAGACACGUGUCAGUAAUCACCAUAACUUUGUCAAAGAAGGAACUGGAUACAUCUUCGGUUGGGUAUCAACCUCCUUUGCCCAGAGAUCUGCUGAAACCAUUGGCCGAGUUUGAAUAUGGAGAGGGCUCUCCUACGGAGCAAGAAAGAGGUUAUGGUCGACGGGGCAGAGGAAGGGCUUAUGGAAAUGGUCCGCCAGAUUAUGGUGAUGGAAACUGGGAUGGUAGAGGACGUGGAUACAGUAGAGGAAACGGUCCACCCGAUUAUGAUGAAAACUGGGAUAAUAGAGGUCGUGGAUAUGGUAGAGGCGGCUAUGGUCGUGGGCGAGGUCAAGCUUACCGUGGACGAGGCAGGGGUGGAUAUGCUAGCCAGUUUGAUUACCAGCAGGAAACUGGCAGCUAUGCCUACGACGAUGUGGCUCCUGUCCCCAGCCACGGCAGAGGCCGUGGUUAUGGUCGUGGCCGCGGACGAGGUCCAUUUCGGGGAAGGGAUCGCAAUUAUGCUCGCCCGAACGGAAUGAUCCAUGCUGGAACUGAUGGAGCUUAAGCAGGAUGAAUCUCUUAAGUUUCUGCUUUAUUUAUAAAUGGAUGCCUGCUCUGAAUCUAAAAGAGAUGAUAUAGUAGUCGUAGCCCCCAGUGAUGCUUUGUUAGUCUUCUUAUCCACUUUUGAUCUUAAAGUUCUAGGCAGCUAUUGUUUCUUUUUAUUUUUUUUUAAAAAGUUAUUAGAUCAUUUGUAGGAUAUGAUCAGUAGAGCAGUACAUUCUUUUAUUUGUUUGACAAAUUUUAUUAUGAUAAGUGCUUAAUUAGUUCAUUUUCUUUUAA
Molecule: messenger RNA, 1329 nt
Organism: Zingiber officinale
Lineage: Eukaryota; Viridiplantae; Streptophyta; Magnoliopsida; Zingiberales; Zingiberaceae
Product: zinc finger CCCH domain-containing protein 4-like
Exons: 10
Coding region: 206-1054 (282 amino acids)
Molecular function (GO): RNA binding
Source: RefSeq, a predicted model, not a curated record